This is a messenger RNA of Camelina sativa (false flax), 1144 nucleotides long. Lineage: Eukaryota; Viridiplantae; Streptophyta; Magnoliopsida; Brassicales; Brassicaceae. The record is from RefSeq and is a predicted model, not a curated record.
AGUCACAGAGUAAACAUUAAACAAGAAGAAGCUCUCGAUUAAAAGACGAUGGCGGCUAUGGCUUCUCACGUUUCGACGGCUCGAUCACCUGCUCUUUCCUUCUCCUCCUCUUCAUCCUCCUUCGUCCCCGGUACUGCUCUCCGGAGAUUCUCCGCCGUUUCAUUCGCUUCUCCGGCUCUCCUUCGCCUUCGUGUUUCCUGUCAAGCCUCCUCCGUCACUUCGCCUUCUUCUACUUCCGAUGUCAAAGGAAAGUCUGACCUGAAAGACUUUUUGGCAAUUGAUGAUUUUGACACAGCGACCAUAAAGUUGAUUUUAGACAAGGCUUCAGAGGUUAAGGCCCUUUUGAAAUCAGGGGAGAGAAAUUAUCUACCUUUUAAAGGGAAGUCUAUGUCUAUGAUCUUUGGACAUUCUUGAUUUGGCUAACUACUCGAGUGUACCAGUUGUCAAUGGUCUGACAGAUCAUAACCAUCCUUGUCAAAUCAUGGCAGAUGCCCUCACAAUGAUUGAGCACAUUGGUCAAGUCGAAGGAACAAAGGUUGUGUAUGUUGGAGAUGGGAACAAUAUGGUACACUCAUGGUUGGAAUUGGCAUCCGUUAUUCCUUUUCAUUUUGUCUGCGCUUGCCCAAAAGGGUUUGAACCAGACAAAGAAAGGGUUUUGAAGGCACAACAAGCUGGAUUAAGUAAGAUAGAGAUCACCAAUGAUCCUAAAGAAGCUGUCAUAGGAGCUGAUGUUGUGUACUCAGACGUAUGGGCCAGUAUGGGGCAAAAGGAUGAAGCCGAAUCUCGCCGUAAAGCAUUCCAAGGAUUCCAGGUGGAUGAAGCUCUUAUGAAGUUAGCUGGACCAAAAGCCUAUUUCAUGCAUUGUUUACCUGCAGAAAGAGGAGUUGAGGUGACCAAUGGAGUCGUGGAGGCUCCUUAUUCCAUUGUCUUUCCACAGGCAGAGAAUCGCAUGCAUGCCCAAAAUGCUAUAAUGCUUCAUUUGCUCGGCUAUUAAACCCCCUUUGUUAUCUUAGUUCUCUCAUGCGGCUUGUUGGUGUACCAUUGACUUAAUAAUGUACUACGUAUUAACCUUAGUUUGAGAAACCUUGAUGAAUAAUAUUGUGGCUUCUUUAGCUGGGAAUAUGAAUGAGCUCAUUGAAUAAUA